CCCCACUCAAACCUACAACCAACCCUCCAAAAAACUAAUAUACAACUAGCAAAUCUACAUCCAAAAUGUCCCUCACAACACUCACCCUCCGCCGCCUCGCCCUCAACCAACCGCGCCUCACCGCGCGGGGCAUAGCAGCACGAACGGCAACAGUGACACCAAUCCGCUUCGCAAGCAACGAAGCCUCCCCCGGCCAAUCCUCCAACGUCGCCAACCCGCGCUCCAGCAGCCCGGAGUCCCAAUCGAUCAACAUCUCGCGCGGCAAGGAGGCCCGUCACGCCGAUACGGCUGACACGCGGUCUGUGCAGUCGCCUAUCUCGUCACAGUCCGGGCCGACGAGUGAGGCUCACGAGGGGGAGGAGCAGACUCCCGCGGAUGCGCAGAUCAAGAAUCAUCCUGGGGAGUCGACGGAGACGAAGCGCAGGAAUGUUGAGAAGGCGGGGGAGCGGCCAUUGGGGGUGGAGGAUCGGCAGGGAUCUUAGAGAUGGAUGAUUGGGUGUUUGAUAGAUGAUGAGGAUUGAAUGGAAUUU
Molecule: messenger RNA, 530 nt
Organism: Aspergillus saccharolyticus JOP 1030-1
Lineage: Eukaryota; Fungi; Ascomycota; Eurotiomycetes; Eurotiales; Aspergillaceae
Exons: 2
Coding region: 66-482 (138 amino acids)
Source: RefSeq, a predicted model, not a curated record